Ectocarpus sp. CCAP 1310/34 is the source of this 677-nucleotide messenger RNA. The record is from the annotation of a GenBank genome assembly. Lineage: Eukaryota; Phaeophyceae; Ectocarpales; Ectocarpaceae.
ACCGUGUGCUUGAGUGGUCAAAACAAUUGUUUGGACGAGACAUGUGUCCGGCCUGAGACAGAGAGUGUAGACAGACAGACAGAAAAAGAGAGAGCGCUGGCCAGCAAAGUCUUUGUUGUCAGGGAAAAUGACGCAGCAGCUAGUUUCGGACCGUUUCAACGCAAACCGUUCAUGGUAUUGAGAUGUCGGAUACGGCAAUCAAAACCUCGAUUGCCCUCACAGCUUCUAACAACUGGCAAAUCCUGAUCGAGCCCUCCAAGUACCCGCUGAGCGAGAACGACCUGCUCUUUUUAAAGAGGCUGGAGAGCGUACGCAAGGACGUGGAAUGCUUCUUCGGCAUCCUGAAGGGUCGCUUUAGGAUCCUGAAGCUCGCCAUGGCGUACCAGAGCCAGGAGCGCAUCGACAACGUGUUUUUCACGUGCUGCAUCUUGCACAACAUGCUGCACACCUUCGACGGCAUGGACCAGCUGGUGGAGAACACGAACUGGAUUAGCAGUGCUGGGGUGGGGGCCACGUUGGCGACGGAGCCGGAGGCGGACUGUGGAUCUGUCGGGACGAAGGACGUCAACGACCAGCCUCAAUUGGAGAUCGGGCACACGGUGCGCAAGCGGCAGCUCACCACGAGCUUCGCGUACCGCAAGAAGCACAAGAAGGACAUUAUCUGGCUUUCUAGGUAG